Messenger RNA from Notodromas monacha, 2750 nucleotides. The record is from the annotation of a GenBank genome assembly. NCBI's taxonomy places the organism in Eukaryota, Metazoa, Arthropoda, Ostracoda, Podocopida, Cyprididae.
ACUUAUUCGCUUUUUUCAUAGAGUGAAUGAAGGAAUGUGUUUUAUUUUUCGCGAGUGAUCUCGGCAAACGGGUAUUGUGUUCGUGAGAAUGACCCAUGGAGCAUCUGAUGCUUUGAAAAAUAUCAGCUGUCCUAAUCAAGUUCAUAAUGAUGACAGAGGCGAUGUUGGAUCCGCACGAUCAAUGGCUGUGCGGGUUUUCCAAGAAAACUUUGGAAAAUCGAUUGAAAUUUACCGUCAAAUUGGAACUCACCAAAAAUUCCACCCGACAUUUCUUCAACGGAACUUGUGGUACAUGAGAGUCGAGUCGACAGAAGUAAAUCAGUCGGGGUCUGCUCCUACCGGUGUCAUUAGAAACGGAAAUGUGAAAGAGCCAGAGAAAAAAUUUGCCCAUUCGAGAAGGGAUUUUAAGCGUUCCUACUUGAGCAGUCUCUUGUCUGCUGUUGAACGCCAGGUUCCGCUGAUUGCGGAUGCACCUUCUACACCGCGUGGAUAUUCCUCGCUCAAAAUCAACGUGGGAAAUUUUUCUUUCGGAGGUUUGUUGUUGAAAGAUGAAUCUAGUUUCGACGAGUUGUCGAUCGUUUUCUGGUUGAACAAACGGGCAUUUUGCAAGCGAAAGAAUGUGUUCGGCACUGUGUCAAAGGAGGUCGUGAAGGAGAUAUUACGGCAGAGAACCAAGCUGUCAUCGAGCGAUACUUCGUUUGAAAUACCGGCCUUCUGUUUUAGUCCAAUGAGGCCCGAGAAAGAAACUGUGGAGUACAAACUCGAAGUGGAAGUUCGGGCUAGUGGAGAAAAUGAAGGUCCAUCGAGCACGAAGAAACGGAAGCUGUCCGAACAGGAGAGUUCGUCUUCUACUCUAGGAGAGGACCAACGAAGUGACGUGAUGAGGUUCAUGGCCGACUUUACCGUUUAUAGUUUCACUGGGGAGUGUCAGUUGCCGGACGGAGAGUACGAGUUUACUCUGAAGCCGUUGAAUGACGUCGUAUCGACUACUGGCCGAACUCCAGCUGCAUCAGGGAUGAAGUGGAUCCCUGCCCCUCAGAAUUCCGCAUUUCAGAAAGUCGAAAAGGAACUCAGAAGCACUGCGCUCCUUCAGCUGAGUGUUGCGUGGACUGUAGCGAAAGAUGCACCAAUCCAGCCGUUUACUGUAUCUGAAACAGCUUUCCGCAGAGCUCAUGAUUCGCUAGUCAAUCCUCGAGCGAAACUCAAGUCCGAAGAGAAACUUUCCGCUGCUGCCGAGAAGCGUAAGCGACUGCGGCAAUCUUUGCCUUCUGUGGUCCAAAUGAAUUUCGUCUGUGAGAAGAAACGUAUUCUGGGAUCGAAAGUGGUGACUGGGUCGUCAUUGAGCUGCGUAUUUUGUACCGUUCAUUGUCGAUCGUUGUACGCUUUGCUGAAGCACAUGAGUUUAUGUCACGCACGUUUGAACUUCGUCUACUCGGCCUUACCGGGGAAAGGGGCGAGCAUUGAAGUGACCGUCAACUACGACUACGACGGGUCUUUCAACGGGAAUCCUGCAGAACUCAGUGCUGUCGAAUUUUCAGGAGCUUUGGGUUGUCGAAGAGAACCUCGAAUUCGAAGCACCGCCACUUGGGUUAUGAUGAGUUCUCGAAGAUCCGGAUGUAAGCCUACCGCGUCCUUAUCUCAGUUUUUGGCUCCGGGUUCUGGCCGACGAAACGCAGAUGGCGGAAAUGGAAACUCAGGGGAAAAUGGAUCCGAUUGUCAUCGGACUUUCGUGACUGGCCACCGUAGGUUGUAUUACCGAACCAUCACGUGUUUGCCAGUCCCAUCCGCGGAGCACGUCGGGGAAUCAGACGACGAAACCGAUCCCGAUUGGCUCAAAACGAAAACGCAUUUGAUGAUUGACGAUUUCACUGACGUUAACGAAGGCGAGAAAUCAUUGAUGAAAGCCUGGAAUCUACACGUUUUAAAGCACUAUUUCGCUGGCGACUGUCACAUGGAUCUGGCAGUUUCUAUGUUCCUCAACGACAAAAUCGAUUGGAUUAUCUCCUCGAACCUUUCAAAGAACUUCUGCUGCCUCUUGCAAAACAUGUGUCUGUUUGGAUUGAUCAAGAUGUCCACGGUGCUGUGCGCCGCCCACGCCGUCAACACCGCGGCCCUCGCUCGUAAACCCUCGAAAUGCAAAACGGAACCAAUAGAGCCUGAUCUAGGCGAUCUCAGUUGUGGAACCGGUAAUAAUUUGGCGUAAAACGGACCGAAAGUUUUUAUCGGAUACGUGUUGAAUUCGGGUUUUCUUUGCGCAACGUACUCCUUGAAAUCACUGUAAAUAUUGCGGUAUUUAAUUUUUCCGUAUAAUAUAUUGAUCAACUUAUUCAACUGCCUUUCUCGCGAAGUUCGGGUGUUAAUUUGUGAUGACAUUUAUCGGCAGUUGCCACGUUUGAUCGAUUUUCCAAAGUCGAGCCGUCGACGCUGAUGAAGUCGUAUAAUCUGCUCGAAAUCUGUACAGUCCAGUUGUGGAACGCUUUUGUAUAGUUUAUUUUGUAUCAUUGUGCAUGCCGAUCUUCGCGAGUCAGUCACUUGAGUUGCCAUUAAGCUAUAAAAUGGUAUUUGGUCAAGUCCAGAAUUACACACAAGAUUUAUGGAAUAUUCCCGAAAGUUUCGCGUUUAUUGUUGAAUGAACAGCCAUUCUUGCCUAUCAUCAUCUUUCACUUUUGUACCCGAAGUGAGAGGGAUUUUAAUGCUGAGUGUUUUUGUAUCCGGAGUGGUAUCAGAGAAGGAUGAUUUUAGUGCGUGUA